Messenger RNA from Neltuma alba, 1695 nucleotides. RefSeq names its product L-ascorbate oxidase homolog. Gene Ontology annotation, molecular function: oxidoreductase activity; copper ion binding. The transcript is spliced from 2 exons. The record is from RefSeq and is a predicted model, not a curated record. NCBI's taxonomy places the organism in Eukaryota, Viridiplantae, Streptophyta, Magnoliopsida, Fabales, Fabaceae. The coding region runs from base 1 to 1695 and encodes 564 amino acids.
AUGGCUGGUGGAACCAUGAAGAUUCAGCUGGUUUUUCUUCUAACCAGCCUCUUGGCUCUCUCUUCUUCUGUAAUGCUCGUCCAUGGCGAAGAUCCUUACCUCUUCUUCACAUGGAAAGUCACUUACGGCACAGCUUCUCCUUUAGGACAUCCUCAACAAGUCAUCCUCGUCAAUGGUCUCUUCCCAGGACCUGUCCUAAACUCAACCACCAACAACAACAUCGUCCUCAAUGUCUUCAACCACCUCGAUGAGCCUCUUCUCUUAACCUGGAACGGCGUUCAAGAGCGGCGGAACUCCUGGGCCGACGGAACUCCGGGAACUCAAUGCCCUAUCCCGCCGGGAACAAACUACACUUACCAUUUCCAGAUGAAAGAUCAGAUCGGAAGCUAUUACUAUUACCCAACUUUAGGGUUACAGAGAGCCGCCGGUGGAUUCGGUGGCAUCACCAUUAACAGUCGGCCAUUGAUCCCGGUGCCGUACGACCGGCCGGAAGAGGAAUACACAGUUCUGAUCUUUGAUUGGUAUACACAAAACCAUAAGGAUCUGCAGAAGAUAUUGGACAGUGGUAAGGGACUUGACAGGCCAAAUGGUGUUCUGAUCAAUGGGAAAACAGCAAAAGGUGAUGGAAAGGACAAGCCAAUGUUCAUGAUGAAACCUGGGAAGACAUAUAAAUACAGAAUCUGUAAUGUUGGCAUGAGGGAGACAUUAAACUUUAGAAUUCAAGAUCAUCGCAUGAAGCUGGUUGAGCUUGAGGGGUCCCACCCAAUGCAGAACUUUUAUGAUUCACUUGACGUUCAUGUUGGACAAUGCUAUGCUGUUCUUGUGACAGCUGAUAAUAAGGAACAUACAGAUUAUGUCAUGCUGGCUUCCACCAGAAACAUCCACACAAACCCUCAUGACAAGGACGCCGCCGUCCUCACCGGCAAGGCCAUCAUUCGGUACGUCGGCGGACACGGCGCUCCGUCGCCAAAGCUUCCACCGGCGCCUACCGACAUACAGUGGUCGGUGGAUCAGGUCAGGUCGUUCCGGUGGAAUCUGAGCGCCAACGCGGCGAGGCCGAACAUCCAGGGAUCGUACAAGUACGGCCAGAUCCAGAUAGCCCGGACGAUAAAGCUGGUGAACACGGUGGAGAAAGUGAAGAACAAGCUUCGUUAUGCCAUUAAUGGGGUGUCACAUGUUGAUCCAGAAACGCCUCUGAAGUUGGCUGAGUAUUUUGGAGUGGCGAAUAAGGUGUUCAAGUAUAAUAUAAUUACUGAUAACCCACCGGCGAAGAUAGCAAAGAUCAUCGAGGCACCAAAUGUUAUAAACAUUACGUAUCGCAGCUUUGUUGAGAUUGUGUUUGAGAACCAUGAAGAUACUAUGCAAUCAUUUAACUUGGAUGGUUAUGCCUUCUUCGUAGUGGGAAUGGAGCCAGGCGUAUGGAGUCCAGAUAAAAGGAAGAGCUACAACCUUGUAGAUGCAGUGAGCAGACACACAGUUCCAGUGUUCCCAAACCAUUGGACAGCCAUACUCUUAACAUUUGACAACGUUGGAAUGUGGAACUUAAGGUCUGAGAUGGCUGAACAUCGCUACUUAGGUCUCCAACUUUACAUCAGUAUCCUCUCAGAUUCUGCCCAGUUCAGAGACGAAUAUAGCCUCCCAGAAUGGCAGCUUCUUUGUGGCAUCGUCAAGAAUCUCCCCAGACCUAAACCCUAA